AAAGAAAGUACAAAAAUUAAAAAUCUAAUAAUAUCUACUAAAUUGUCAGCUUAUUUUCCUCUGAAAAAACUGGAAAAUCCUUUCUAUGGCUCUACAGGCUGCUGCUUUGCUCCCUUCUAAAUUCUCCCUACACAAGGAGGCAAAAUGUGGUGCAUCUCUGAAGGAGUCAAACCUCUUUGGAAUUUCACUCUCGGACAAUGUCAAAGCUGAUUACAGCAAGAUCAAAUUCUGCACAAGGAAGCUACCUUCCGUUCGUACUCUAGCCGUUGCCACGUCACCAACGAUCACCCCCACGUCCUUCCAAGGCAAGAAAACCUUACGAAAGGGCACCGUAAUAAUCACGGGCGCCUCAUCGGGCCUGGGCCUGGCCACGGCCAAGGCCCUAGCCGAGAGCGGCAAGUGGCACGUCAUCAUGGCCUGUCGAGACUUUCUCAAGGCCCAAAAGGCCGCCAAGUCCGUGGGCAUGGACAAGGAGAAUUACACCGUCAUGCAUUUGGACUUGGCCUCGCUCGACAGCGUGAGGCAAUUUGUCGACAAUUUCAAGAGGUCAGGCCGGCUGUUAGACGUCCUCGUCUGCAAUGCAGCCGUCUACCAGCCGACGGCCCGCGAACCGUCCUUCACGGCGGACGGGUUCGAGCUUAGUGUCGGGACCAACCAUUUGGGCCAUUUCCUUUUAUCGAGGUUGUUGCUCGACGAUAUGAAGGAGUCAGAUUACCCAUCUAAGAGGCUUAUAAUCGUGGGCUCGAUCACCGGAAACACCAACACAUUGGCCGGGAACGUGCCCCCGAAGGCCAACUUGGGGGACCUGAGGGGCCUCCAGGCCGGGCUCAACGGGCCCAAAACGUCAUCAUCUAUGAUCGACGGUGGAGAUUUCGACGGGGCAAAGGCCUACAAGGACAGCAAGGUGUGCAACAUGCUGACGAUGCAGGAGUUCCACCGUCGUUACCAUGAGGACACGGGCAUCACAUUUGCCUCACUCUACCCUGGCUGCAUUGCCACCACUGGCCUUUUCCGAGAGCACAUUCCCCUUUUCAGGCUGCUUUUCCCUCCUUUUCAGAAGUACAUUACGAAAGGGUUCGUCUCGGAGGAUGAGGCCGGGAAAAGGCUUGCGCAGGUCGUGAGUGAUCCGAGCCUCACGAAAUCGGGCGUGUAUUGGAGUUGGAACAAUGCCUCGGCCUCGUUCGAAAACCAGUUGUCUCAAGAGGCGAGUGAUGCCGAUAAGGCGCGAAAGCUUUGGGAGAUUAGUGAGAAACUGGUUGGUUUGUCUGAAUAGAUUUGGAUUUGGCCCCUUUUGUUUUUCAGAUGACUUUUUUUGGAUUGAGUAAUUUUCUGUUUGAAGCAAUAAAUAUAAUUCAAAACCACUCGGUCCAUUUGAUUUUAGUUUACAUACAGUUUAAAAGAAAAAGAACAUGAUUGAGAUUAUUCAAAGAGUACACAAAAGGUCCUCUUCUUGUUCUAUGGCUACCCUCAUUUACACAAGUGCCUUGAUUUUGGCCACAAACAACACAAAACACAACAGCAAACAAAAACGACAACAACAAAAUGUGAAUGUCAAAGGAAAUUUCUUCUUUUUUUUUUCUUUAUUUU
Messenger RNA from Striga asiatica, 1587 nucleotides. Lineage: Eukaryota; Viridiplantae; Streptophyta; Magnoliopsida; Lamiales; Orobanchaceae. The record is from the annotation of a GenBank genome assembly.